AGGAGGAGGAGGAGGCUGCUCUUGGAUCGCGCGUCGAUAGCGUUUGCAUCGAGGGGCAACGACUCCUUUUGCCCUCCCGACGAAAGAAGAAAAAGAAGAGGAAGGAAAGAAGGAAGAGGAGGAAAGGAGAAAUCGACAUUUGGGACAGUGUCGCGUCGAAACGAUCGGUGGAAGAAACCUAUAACCCCUGUGAUUUUUUUUUUUUUUUUACCCCUUCCUGGCUCGAUUCUGAAGAAUCGAGAAUCGCGUGGAGAAUCGAAGUCGAGCGAGUGGCCCAGUUAUGUCGAGUCUGGAAGGCUGACCCAGGAAAAGGCGGGCGGAGGAACGGGAUCGCGGGAGGAGAGAAUGGGUGGGAUGUCGGAGCAGUGAACCGAAUGGAAGGAUGUAUCAUCCGGCGUUGUGACUGCCUAUGGAUAUAUUCGGCCGUUGCAACGGCGGCGGCGGCGGAAGCAGCACGGUAUCCGGAAGCGGCGCUGGCUCGGUGAGGGGGUCCGGCAACGAGUCGAGCUGUGGAACAACGGCGAGCGGUGCCAGCGAGAGCGGCGGAACCAGCGACAGGAUGCAGUUGACAGGGGCCUCGGCUCCCGGUGUUGCCGCCUCGCCGGAGUCGGGCGUUUCUCCUUUGACCGAUGCCUACACCAAGAUGACCAGCGACAUCCUCGCCGAGAGGACUCUCGGCGACUUUGUCAGCGAGCAUCCCGGAGAACUCGUGCGAACAGGCUCCCCGCACCUGGUGUGCACCGUCCUACCGGCCCAUUGGAGGUCGAACAAGACCCUCCCUGUCGCGUUCAAGGUGGUGGCUCUCGGCGAGGUCGGGGACGGUACACUGGUCACCGUUCGUGCUGGCAACGACGAGAAUUGCUGCGCCGAGUUGAGAAACUCGACCGCCCUGAUGAAGAACCAGGUGGCCAAGUUCAACGAUCUGAGGUUCGUCGGGAGAAGCGGGAGAGGGAAGAGCUUCACGUUGACGAUUACCGUGUCCACGACCCCGCCGCAAGUCGCCACGUACACCAAGGCCAUUAAAGUAACCGUGGACGGGCCGCGAGAACCGCGAUCCAAGACCAGUGAGUAUCACUCAGCAGCAGUUCCACGCGUUCGCGUUCGCCUCGCAGAGGGGCGGCCCGUUUUUCGCCUCGCCGCUGGUGGAUCCUUUGCAACCGUUGCCGAAUCCCCUUCAGCCGCUACCGAACCCGCUCCAGCCGCGGGAUCCGCUCUCCUCCUUCAGGCACGCGAUGCCGGCCAACUGUCAAAACAUGUCCCAGUUCGGUCUUACUGCGAGCAAUUCAUGGGGAUACGGGAGCACGGCCGGCUACGCUGGUUACCUUCCCGGCCCUUUGUCGUCGUGCGCGGCACAAGCGUCGUUCCCACCCCCGCCACCGCCACCUCCGCCACCACCCCCGUCGUCCUCCUCGUUGGCGUCUUUCGCGGGCGCCGCGUCUAUGAACACGCCAACGGCGCCCGAUUCGACGGCGGGAUCCACCGUUACUUCCGGUACCGGUGCAGGAUCCACGGCACAGCAGGAUGCGUUCUCAGCGGUGUCAUCCCUGGUCCCAGACUCGACGACGACGGGCCAGUCCGACCCGCUCGACCCGUUAAGCAGCCUGAUGUCGGGUACGCCGAGUCAGAGGUACCAGGACUACGUGUCACCCAGAUCCCUGUCCACGGACUCGAGCACGACGGAGAGCCCCGUUCACGAGGAGCAAGGAUUCGGACAGAAUUACGGCAACUACUUCCCGACGCCCGGCGUCCUGCCCAGCAUCCUCUAUUCCCAAUUGUACGGGAACCAGUUCCAGAAUUCGGAGAGUCCCGAGCAGAGAGCGGUGGCGGACAGUUGCAGCGUGAGGCAGGAGGAAGUGAGACCGGACAACAACGUGUGGAGGCCUUAUUAAGAUCCAAGAGAAGAGAACUCGUUUGUUGUGAGGUCGUGAGUUGGAGAGAAUUUUUCGUGAUGGAAAAAUCUCGUGUCUCGUGGACGAUUGAUAACGAUAUUGGAUCACUUGGGGAGACGAGCGAACUGUGAUCGGAUGUGUGGAUGUGUGGGGACUCGAGGUGUUGUUGUUCGAACGAGCGAACGGGGGAAAAAAAAAAAGAAAAAAAAAGGAAAAAAAAAGAAAAAAGAAGAGAAAGAACUAGUUACUAGUGGGCAUUAAAAACAGAACGGAAAAAAAAAAAAAAGAAGAAACGCGUGUGCGCGUUCGAAGAACUCGUCACGCGAUCGGAUGAUGAUUUUGUUUUCUUGUUUUUUUUUUUUUUUUUUCUUUUCGCUGAUUGUGUCUCGACGGUUGAAUCUCUGAAGAGGGAGAAGAACCGAUUUGUAAUUAACCGAGUGUGCCGAUGUGUGAACGGGUGAACGUUGGCUUGCUUGCUUGUUGGUUGGUUGCCCCCACGGUGAUGGUGACGAUGAUGAUGAUGUAUAUAGAGAAACACUGUACAUAGAUAGAGCAUUGUCGUUUCAUCGAGUCAUUCAUCACUGUCGUCGGACUGCGCGACGUGUGUGACGACUUGUGUCGACGGGUUGCGUCUCGGAGGAUGGCUGGUUGAGCCGAUUUCGUUGAGCUAUCCCGCUGUGUGUCCCGCUUGUCGCUCGCGAGGGCGAGAAUAAUGUAUCGUUUCUUUUUUUUUUUUUUUUUCUAAACCCAAUUCUCGCAUUUCGAUUUUUUUUUUCUUUUUUUUUUUCUUCUUAAAUAGCGAUAUAAUAGGCGAUCAAGAUUCCAGAGAACGAAUAAAUUAAUCAGCGAGCGUGCCAGUGUCUCGAGAGGAGAUGAAGAUUUUUCAAGAAGAUCUCGACCAGUCAUCGAGCGCACCCGCUAACGUAACGUUUUCUUAUUUCUUUCGAUUACGAUGUUUCUUUUUCGUGAUAGGAUUAACGCGAUUUUUGAUCGAUUUUUGAAUGCGGGCUCGUGUGCAAUAUCGCCGAUCGCGAUUCUCGCGAGUUGAGAAACCGUGCGAACGAGAAUCGCGUAUCGGUCGAAUCGAGAGACGAAUACAGGAGUGAAAUCGAAUCGCUCGACACGAAGGAGGGAAAUCUUCAUCGUUCGCGAUUUCUGAGCUGAGAAAGAGAGAGAGAAAGAAAGGGAAAAAGUUCGUCGCUUUUGCAUCGAAAUUCUGGAAGUGAAAUGAAAAUAGAAAAAAAAAAAAAAAAGAAGAAAAAAGAAAGAAAAAAAAGGGAAAAAAUGAGAAAACUCGCGCCACAAUCUUCGAACGGAUAUUGCGUCGCGAUGUUGAUCGAUCGAUUGAGAUCGUCGAUGACGAUUUAUUCGUUUUUUUCUUCGAACUAACGACGUCUACAUUCUGCCCCUUCCACUCGAAAGAACGAUGAUUUCAGAUAUACAUAUCUACCGACCUAUUGUUAUCGUAG
Apis laboriosa (Himalayan honeybee) is the source of this 3358-nucleotide messenger RNA. Its product is annotated as protein lozenge-like. Gene Ontology annotation, molecular function: RNA polymerase II cis-regulatory region sequence-specific DNA binding; ATP binding; DNA-binding transcription factor activity, RNA polymerase II-specific. Bases 410 to 2020 code for a protein of 536 amino acids. The record is from RefSeq and is a predicted model, not a curated record. NCBI's taxonomy places the organism in Eukaryota, Metazoa, Arthropoda, Insecta, Hymenoptera, Apidae. Gene Ontology annotation, cellular component: nucleus. The transcript has 6 exons. Gene Ontology annotation, biological process: regulation of DNA-templated transcription.